AUGGCAGAUGACGCGCAAGACGAUGUGAGGGAGAGGCGGCGGCAGCGCCAGCGCCGUGGGCUGCUGCCCCCAGAGCUUGUCGACCUCACGGGACCGCCCUUGAAAGUUGGCGCCCUGACUGGCUCCAUUGGUCUGUUCAGUGGUAUUGCUGCUGGUAUCAUUCGCGACUCAACCCCAGCCCUGUUUGCGAUAGCAUCAGGCAUCCAAUGGUUUGCCCUCGGCUCCAGUUACUGGCUCUCUAGGUCAGUAGCUUUGAAUUACCUGGGCCGUGAGGGUCAACUAUCCGACUCAUCCAAGGUCAAAGCCAGUGCUGUUGCUGGAGGCACUGCUGGCAUGGUUGGCGGCCUUAUCCGUGGUCCCAAGAACAUCAUCCCUGGUAUCAUCGUGUUCUCAAUCGUGGGUGGAGCAGGCCAAGCCAUCGUCAACAGGACACAACAAGUGUCUCCGGAUGCCAAGGAGAAGAAGAGCUUCUUCGAAUCAAGUUGGAGCCCGCUCAAGAAGCUGUCGGACGACGAGUACCGCGACAUGCUUGAUGAGAAGAUGCUCAAGAUUGAUGCCGAGAUCGCCCUCAUUGACGACAAGAUUGCCGAGCUGCGGGCUGCUAAGGCAGCGGAGCCUCCAUCCAAGCCAUCAAGUCCUAAGGCCUAG
Colletotrichum chrysophilum is the source of this 648-nucleotide messenger RNA. RefSeq lists its product as uncharacterized. Lineage: Eukaryota; Fungi; Ascomycota; Sordariomycetes; Glomerellales; Glomerellaceae. The transcript has 4 exons. The record is from RefSeq and is a predicted model, not a curated record. Bases 1 to 648 code for a protein of 215 amino acids.